AGUCAGAGAGGCAAAUAGUGAAGUGCAGAGGAGAGCAACAGGCAGUCAUCUCCUGAGAGUGCCUGAGAGCAAUGGUCAGUCCACUGACAACAACUCAACAUCCGGACAGUAAGGAAGAGGGAGGUUUUUCAUACUGCAGCCUGCCCUGGGGCCUCAGAAAUCAUCUGCCUUUCUUCACAGCAAUGCCUGCACCACAUACUGAACCAAGGACAAAGUUUCUUCACUGCAUGUAGUCUGAUUUGCACAUGAACACUGUAAGUCCUCUAUGCCUUUUCACCUUUAACCUUCUGGAUCAAGGGAUACAAUUUGAAGUUUCACUGUCCACUCUUUUCUGAAGUUGCUUGGAAGUUUCCAUGCAAGUCUUGUAAAUAUGCUGCCUGUGGUUUUCGUGACAUGGUGGGUUUGGGUGUUGCUUGGAAGCGUAGGGGGACAGUCCCAAUCUCAGCAUCAAUCUCAGACUGACGACUCAAACCCAUGGAGACAGAUGAUUCAAUGGGAGAACAAUGGACGUGUGUUCAGUCUUCUCAACAGUGGGGCUGAGUACGUCCCGGCUCGGGUUCAGGAGCGUGACAGGAACCACAGAGUGCUUUUAGCAGAUGCUCCCAACCGUCGAUCACAGGGUGGGAAUGUACGGAGGCAAGCACCCUCCAGAGGAAGCUCUGAGACUGUGAGAGGCCAAGCCAGACAUCCGUUUGGGUUUGGCCAGGUGCCGGACAACUGGCGUCAAGGUGCAGCUGGAACAGGUGAAACGAGUCGCUUCCAGUCAUCUACCGGCUCUCGCUUUAGACCAUCCUCCGGCUCAUCCUCCUCCUCCUCCUCAUCCUCUUCUUCUUAUCCACAGUAUCCGUUCCCUCAACAGCCUCCUUAUGACUCGGUUCUGGACAGGUCAUACGAACCUCCCUUCCGUGGAACAGGGUACUCCACUGGCACUGGUGGUGGCUAUGCAGGCGGAGGAUAUGGAGGAGGUGGGUACUCUACUGGAAGUUUUGGAGGAGGUAGCUAUAAUGGAGGGGAUCCUGCAACCGAAGACAGGUAUCGAUACUAUCCCCCUUACGGUCAACCAUACCAAGCUGUUCCUGCUCAGCCUGCACAGCCACCGGUCUCUGAUGGAUUGGACCACAGGUACAUGCACAGUCUGUACAACGGGGAAUCUCGAGAUGCUGCAGUACCUGUCUCUAGCAACACAGGCUCAUCGUUCCAGCCUGCGGUGCAAAGCCCCCAGUAUGAACAGUUUCCCCCCUUUGGAAGGCCCCAACCACAGCCUGCGUUUGUGCAACCACCUCCACGCAACCCUCUCAUCUCUAACAACGCAGAGAGCCCGAACAUGAAUGCAGGGAGUGUUUAUCGUCCCCAGCAAAGAGGUUUGCCUGACCUGGUUCCUGACCCGAAUUAUGUCCAAGCCUCCACAUACAUUCAAAGAGCCCAUAUGUACUCCUUACGCUGUGCUGCAGAGGAGAAGUGUUUGGCCGGCUCCGCCUAUAGUGCUGAAACCACAGAUUACAGUGUCAGGGUUCUUCUGCGCUUCCCUCAGAGAGUGAAGAACCAAGGGACGGCUGAUUUCAUGCCCAACCAACCUCGUCACACCUGGGAGUGGCACAGCUGUCACCAACAUUACCACAGUAUGGAUGAGUUCAGUCACUACGAUCUGUUAGAGGUCAGCAGCGGCCGGAAGGUGGCGGAGGGACACAAGGCCAGCUUCUGUCUGGAGGACACGACCUGCGACUUCGGCCAUCUCAAACGAUACGCCUGUACUUCACACACCCAGGGUCUCAGUCCAGGUUGCUAUGACACAUACAAUGCAGAUAUUGAUUGCCAAUGGAUUGACAUCACUGAUGUUCAGCCAGGAAACUAUAUACUCAAGCUCCAGGUUAACCCGAAGUACUUGGUGCAUGAGUCGGACUACACAAACAAUGUAGUCAGGUGCAAUAUCCACUACACAGGCCGCUUUGUCAAGACAACAAACUGCAAAAUCUCCCAGUCAUGAUCUGUCAGAUCCGGAUGAAUCUCCAUGGAAGCGCUGUUCCAUUGCAAUGUGAAUGGAAUUCCUGGUGCGUCUGUGAUUGUUUAUUGCAUUUGUCUCGUUCCCGUAUUUGUGCCGUUCUUGUGAAACUGGGAGGAACGAGCACACAUAAUCACAACAUCACGCAAAACCAAACACACACUGAGGAAUCCCAUACUUCACAGCACACCGCAGACCAACAUCUAUUUUCCUUCCAUCCACCCCAUUAACCCUGAUUUUUCAUAAAAACACACACUCGUUGCCCCCAAUUAAGUCUAAUUCCUUCACCAUUUUUAAGUGGGUUACAUCGCUGGAAUGCAAAGUGAGAUCAGGCAUGGCACUGUUGUACUGUAAUUCUGUCAUUCAGAUCAGGAAAAUCAGCAACUGGAAACAAUCCUCUUUUUUCCAAACCUCUCUCUUUGUCUGUGCCACUUUAGCGAAGGUGCAAUACUGAAGAAAGAGUCGUAUGAGAGAACGGCCUGCCUGUCAGUCAUCCUCCAGCUAACCUAUUAAGUAAAAAGUGGUUUUAGUUUGAAUGAGGGACCUGG
Molecule: messenger RNA, 2547 nt
Organism: Sinocyclocheilus rhinocerous
Lineage: Eukaryota; Metazoa; Chordata; Actinopteri; Cypriniformes; Cyprinidae
Gene: loxl1
Product: lysyl oxidase-like 1
Exons: 7
Coding region: 371-1984 (537 amino acids)
Biological process (GO): peptidyl-lysine oxidation; collagen fibril organization
Molecular function (GO): protein-lysine 6-oxidase activity; copper ion binding
Source: RefSeq, a predicted model, not a curated record